GGAAGUGGACACGCGUCAUUGGCUGUUGAGCUGCUCUUCAGAGCUGUGCUCGUGCAUUCAUUCAAACGGCUGAGUUCAGGAGCGCGCGCAAGGAAAGGGCUGAUCUCCUUCGAGCUCAAAUUCAUGUUUCAUCCGUCUAUUCAUGAUUCUGUCAACUUAAUGUAAAGACAUGACGAGACAGGAGUGAAGUAUCUGUUCUUGGCUGGAGCGUGAGGUUGGGCAGAGGAUGCUGGAGGAGGGUGAUGGAGAGUUGGAGGGGAUCGGUGGAGGAGGAGGAGAUGGGGGGCUUCAAGCAGAGGUGGAGAGGCUGGUGGCAGAACUCCAGGAAGCCAAUGAGGAGAAGUUACAGGCUGCACGGUACGGCCUGGCCGUUCUGGAGGAGAGCGCUGCGCUGAAGAUCAAACACAGCCAGCUGGAGGAAGAACAUGAAGCCCUGAAGAUGGAAGUGCAACAGCUCAGAGAGGCUCUGGCAGACUCUGUGAGCAGCCAUAAGCGUGCAGCCGCAGAUGGGGAAAGUCGAGAAGAGAGGCUCCUGCAGGAGUCGGCCACUAAAGAGGCAGCCAUGGAGAUUCGCAUGGACGAGCUGCAGGCGGAGCUUAAACAGGCCCGUGUCAUGCUGGCCAACACCUCGGCUGAAAACGAGCGACUGGCCGGCCUCUCCACCCAGCUAAAGAAGGAGUGUGAGUGCUUGGAGGUGGAGAAGAACCGAAUAAGAGAGGAGAUGAAGGAGUACAAGACUCGAGAGGUGCAGCAGCUUCAGGAUAACAGUGAGCUGGAGGAGGAGAACAUCUCCCUGCAGAAACAAGUCUCAGUGCUUAAGGAAAACCAGGUGGAGUUUGAGUCAGUGAAGUUGGAGUUGACCCAUAAAGAUGAGGAGCUAGAGCUGAUGAGGGCACAGCUAGAAGAGGCCGGGCGUUUGAGGGAGAUUGCAGAGCGUCAGCUGGACGAGGCACUUGAGGCCCUGAAAGAGGAGAGGGAGCAGAAGAACGGCCUGAGACGAGAGCUCGCCGCCCUUACCCUCAACCCCUUUGACUCUUUUGGCCACUUAGAGCUACAGCUGGAUGACAGCCGGAAUGGAGAGAAGGACAAGGAGGGAGGAGAGGAGGAGGAGGAGGAGGAGAUGGACAGUGGGUAUAAUAACUCCAAAGGGAUGGAGAGAAACAGGUGCUCCACACCCAGAAACAGCGGCGUGUUCCUCAGACCUCAGGCGCCUGGGCUGGUGGCCGAUCUCCUGAGUGAGCUGCACCUGUCAGACAGCCAGAAACUCAAGCAGCAGCUGCUGCAGGUGGAGAGAGAGAAAGCCACACUGAGCAGCACAGUGCAUGACCUCCAGCAGCAGUUAUCCCAGUCUAAAGAUGCUCUCAGUGAGCAACAGGUGAAGAUGGAACAGCUGAGCCAACGUUUGGAGACCCUUCAGAGUACUGCCUCGAAAAGGCCUGCUGAACGAGAGAAUGGAAUGAGCCCGUCUCCCAGGCCUCUUCAGAACCAAGAAGCCGAAAAUGGCAUCAGCUACUAUGAAGUGGAUGCCAAAAGCACAGAGGUGCUAGAGUGCCGCAUGCAAGUGGCAAAUGAGGAGCUUGUGCGUCUGCAUGAGGAGCUGAAAGAGGCUGGCGAACGCUCCAAAGCCCUGGAGGAGCGCUACAAGCAGGAGAAAGAACGCUGGAGGGGUGAGGCACAGGAACUCGCUGAUAAAAUACGACAGUGUAUCGCUGCUAGCCGACAGGAUCAGGAGCGAAUUGGACAGUUAGAACGGGAAAUUGGUGCCACACGACAGGUUGCCACUGACUCUGAAGGCCACCUCAGUGCUGCGCAGGAGGAGCUUCUGGCCUUCUCUGAGGAGCUGGCCAACCUUUACCAUCAUGUGUGUGUUUGUAACAACCUCACGCCCAGUCGCGUUACACUGGAUUACUAUCGUGAAGGAGCACAAGCGGGGAGAACGCACAACCAUUCGCAGCCGCACCACUAUCGCAGAUCCCUCCGCAGGCACAGGCGGUCGGGUGAAGUGUUGGACCUGGGCAGUGGAGGAAGCGGAGACACAUCAUCUAGCUGCGGAAGUUGUCCAGGGUCUCCUACACUAGACUUCAGGGACCCAACCAAUGUGCGCAAUCUGGUAGCUGUCAUACGAUGCCAGAUUAAACAUUUGCAGGUGGUGGUGGACCUGUGCAGGCAGCGUAACCUGUUGUCCUCUCCAGCAGCAGGAGGGAGCACUGAAUCAGACCGUGACACAGAGGCACUGAUUGAGGAGGUGCUAAAACUGAAGUCCCUCCUGAGCACCAAGAGAGAGCAGAUAGCCACGCUCAGAACUGUCCUAAAGGCCAAUAAACAGACAGCCGAGUUGGCUUUAACCAACCUGAAGACAAAGUACGAGACUGAGAAGUGUAUGGUGACAGAGACUAUGAUGAAGCUGAGAAAUGAACUGAAGGCCCUGAAGGAGGAUGCAGCCACCUUCUCCUCCCUUCGCGUCAUGUUCGCAAGCAGAGAUGAAAUCCUCCUUGUGUCUCCCUCUGUGCUCCAGUACACAUGGACCAUGUUCAUGCCCAGUUCAUGAACACCCUUACCCUGCAGACCUGUCCUCACCUCAUUGGAUCUCUCUCUCGUCAUGUCUCUCGUGCCUCUCCUUCCACCCUGUCUCUCGCCUGUUUUUUCAUAUGGUUGUCUUCCAUUUGUCUGGAUCAAGUCGUUCAGCUUCAAGAUACUGAAAGCUGAACACAGUCAUUUCAUGCCAUCAGAUUUUUCCUUAUUCAUGAACACACGUACCAAACCAAAAACACUUGGAGAUCAGUAUUGUUUAGUCUAACUGGCUGUGACUGACCUUUUCUUAUACAAGCCAUAGAUAAACACACCUUGUUUUGGUUUUAGCCUUUAAAAACUGAUUUUUUUUAGCUAUCAUGGAGGACGUUCCUCUGGUAUAACUGACCAGUUGUGCAGUUCUACAAUAUAACUUGCCCUGGCCUUUAAAGACCGCUACAGUGAAGUACAAAACAAACGAACACAUACAACCAGUAAACGGAACGAUCAACUAUGCAUAGGUACAAAGACUUUUGCUGCUAAUUAGCUCAUGCUAAAUAAAUAAAUAAAUACAAUUACCAAACUGCCAGUUUAUUCUGCCUA
Molecule: messenger RNA, 3111 nt
Organism: Sinocyclocheilus rhinocerous
Lineage: Eukaryota; Metazoa; Chordata; Actinopteri; Cypriniformes; Cyprinidae
Product: protein bicaudal D homolog 2
Exons: 9
Coding region: 227-2548 (773 amino acids)
Biological process (GO): microtubule anchoring at microtubule organizing center; regulation of microtubule cytoskeleton organization; protein localization to organelle
Cellular component (GO): Golgi apparatus; cytosol
Molecular function (GO): dynein complex binding; cytoskeletal adaptor activity; dynactin binding
Source: RefSeq, a predicted model, not a curated record